CCUUGAUAGUGAGGGUCGGCCACUACGCCAACUGUAGAUGGUCAUUUUAUGAUCACGCCAGUAUCUAACAGCAACUUCCAAGCAAUCCCUACGGUUUUCACCCGAGCAAAAACCUGGGGUUCACUUCCUCUCGCCCUCAAAAGCUUAGCGCGUUGUCACGGGUUCCUCGUGGGUCUCCCCCAAUAAGACUCCUGCUAGCUUCUCAGACCUUUCAUAUUCGACCAUUCUCUGAGGACCAUGUGGCCCGACACGCCAAGCGACCACCCUUUCAGCAAGGUACCUUGCCCUUACGGUGAUAAGUGUCAGCCAUCAUUCUGUAUGUUCAGCCAUGAGGAUUGCCUGCUCCCGGCAGCCCUAUCUGUCCAUCCGCCAUCCCUACAUGUCAAUCCGCAAGCCCUACCUGUCACCACCAGCAACACAUUAUCUUGCGAGGAAGGCCCACGAGCCAAACGCCUGAAACUAGGAGUUAGCCAAGCACCAAUUAGGACCGCAAGCCAAUCGAGUCUCCUUUCGUCACUAGUUCCGAGACAGAUCCAACCUGCUGUCAAACAGGAUGCAGUCAAGCAGGACGCACUUAAACAGGGCGCAGUCAAACAGGACGCACGCAUCAAGAACAAUGCCUUACUGCAGACAAAAGUCAGCAGCCCUGCCCAGAUACCAGUCGCUGAUACAGUCCAAGCUCUGCAACCACGGAAACUAGCCCGAGCUCCAGUGCAGCAUAGGAAGAGGCUACAGCUUUUGCAAUUGAUGCGCCAAAACAUGAAUCGUCUGAAUAAAGAGGUCUCAAAGAGCACCGACGCUGGAAUAAGAGCCCUAGGAUUGAGCGACAAUCAACUCAACAAGCUGACCGUUGAUGAAGAGUACCUCAUAGCCACACAAAACGGGUCGGUCUAUGAGAAUGUGGCGAAGAAUCGAGUGUUUGAACUCCGAAAGAUGACCGUCGACGACUGGGUUAAGGAACGGAGAGAGUCCAUUUCCAAAGGGAAAGGGGGAAAGGAGGUAAAGAAGGAAUGGACAGAGCUAGUUGAUACAGGGUUGAAUGCCAAAGAGGAGGUAAUUUUCCUCUCUCACCUACAUGCACAACAGCCAACACCGUUGGAACAUGAUGGCUAUGUCACAAAGCAGAUAUCUGAUGCGGAUCUCGAAGAGGGACACGCUCUCAUGAGUGGCUCAUUUCAUAACCUCGUGUCGUGCGAUCGAUGUAGCACGCGAUUCCAGGUCUUUGAACAGAGGGAAGGGAAAGAAGGCGCACUCACAAGUGGGGGUAUAUGCACCUAUCAUUGGGGAAGGAAACGCGGUUCCCGAUUCACCGGAGAACAGAACAUGACAUGUUGUCAGCAGCCUGCGGGAUCUCCUGGAUGCACUACCCAUAUGACGCAUGUCUUCAAACUGUCAGAGGAUAAGAAGCGUCUUGCGACGAUCAUGCCCUUCGUUGAGACCCCACCAAACGACAAGGCUAAUCCGCACACCGCAAUCUGCUUUGAUUGCGAGAUGGGCUACACGACAAAGGGCAUGGAGUUGCUACGGCUGACAGCCAUCUCCUGGCCAACCUACGAGCGCAUUAUCGACGUACUGGUCCACCCACAAGGACAGAUUCUCGAUCCGAACACGCGCUUCUCUGGAAUCCGCCUGGAGCAGUUCAACAAAGUCCCCACCCUCCGUCCAAACUUACCCCCCGACCCCUCGAAUCUCGAUGUCGUUGCCUCACUCUCUGCUGCUCGCGAUCUCCUGCUCUCGUACAUAUCUCCUACAACGCCUCUAAUUGGUCACGCACUCGAGAACGAUCUUAAAGCCAUCCGCCUGAUCCACCCAACCUUCAUUGAUACUGUCUUGUUAUAUCCGCACAGGGAUGGCCUCCCUGCCCGCAACUCGCUCCGAGGGCUCACGGAGCAGCACUUAAAGAUGAAAAUCCAACAAGCGGGUGCUGCAGGCCACGACAGCUUCGAGGACGCUAAAGCAGCUGGCGAACUGGUGCGGUUGAGGAUCAAAAAGGAGUGGAAGGCCUUGAAGGCUGAGGGAGGGUGGAGGAUUACAGAUGAUGGCGUUAUUCAUGAUCAGGUGCCCACAGUUGCACCGAAGGGACCAAAGAGCGCAGUCAAGCGGAAGUGGGGUGUCGGCCCCCAAUACGAUGGAGCGUGCAAUGAGGAUGAUGAGAAGAUAGAGGACGGCGAGGACGAGAACUUGUGA
Messenger RNA from Lindgomyces ingoldianus, 2187 nucleotides. RefSeq lists its product as uncharacterized. Lineage: Eukaryota; Fungi; Ascomycota; Dothideomycetes; Pleosporales; Lindgomycetaceae. Bases 238 to 2187 code for a protein of 649 amino acids. The transcript has 2 exons. The record is from RefSeq and is a predicted model, not a curated record. Gene Ontology annotation, cellular component: nucleus. Gene Ontology annotation, molecular function: exonuclease activity; nucleic acid binding.